This is a messenger RNA of Prionailurus viverrinus (fishing cat), 1677 nucleotides long. RefSeq names its product tigger transposable element-derived protein 1-like. Gene Ontology annotation, cellular component: nucleus. NCBI's taxonomy places the organism in Eukaryota, Metazoa, Chordata, Mammalia, Carnivora, Felidae. The record is from RefSeq and is a predicted model, not a curated record. The coding region runs from base 1 to 1677 and encodes 558 amino acids. The transcript has 2 exons. Gene Ontology annotation, molecular function: DNA binding.
AUGAUCACGGUGGAAGUCAAGAAGGAAAUCGUCGAGAAGUACGAACGAGGGAUGCGAGUGGCCGAAAUUGCAAGAUUUUAUAAGAAGUCUACGUCAACCAUUUGCACAAUAUUAAAGAAGAAAGAAGAAAUAAGGGGGCUAGAUGCAGCGAAAGGAGUCACGAGAAUAUCAAAGCAACGGCCACGUGUUCUGGAAGAUGUAGAGAAGUUGCUUCUGGUUUGGAUAAAUGAGAAACGGCUGGCAGGUGACACCGUGACCGAGAACUUUAUCUGCGAGAAGGCAAAGGCCUUGUACACCGACCUCGUAAGUAAACUGCCAGGUACGUCAACAGAAAACGAAGAAGGCUUCAAAGCAAGCAGGGGAUGGUUUGAUAACUUUAAGAGGAGAAGUGGCAUCCGGAGUGUCGUGAGGCACAGAGAGGCUGCGAGUUCGGACGCUAAGGCAGCCGAGGUGUUUGCUACCGAGUUCCAGAAGCUCAUGGCUUCCGAGUGUUACCUGCCGGAGCAAGUUUUUAACUGCGACGAGACGGGGCUUUUUUGGAAAGAGAUGCCAAAGAGGACGCACAUUACGGAAGAAGAGAGUGCAGUGCCUGGUCACAGGCCCGUGAAAGACCGUCUCACCCUCUUGUUUUGCGCUAACGCGAGUGGGGAUUUCAAAGUCAAGCCCCUGCUCGUGUAUCAUUCCGAGAACCCACGAGCCUUCAGGAAAUGCAGGGUGCAGAAGAGCCAGUUAAACGUCAUGUGGAGGUCCAACAGCAAGGCUUGGGUCACUCGUAUCUUGUUUGUCGAGUGGGUCAACGAGGCCUUCGGUCCUGCAGUGAAGAAAUACCUUUUAGAGAAGAAUCUGCCGCUCAGAGCCUUGCUGGUGAUGGAUGAUGCCCCUGCUCAUCCUCCAGGCUUUGAGGACGACCUGCUGGAGGAAUUCGAGUUCAUUAAGGUCAAGUUCCUUCCUCCCAACACCACUCCAGUCCUCCAGCCCAUGGAUCAGCAGGUCAUUUCAAACUUUAAACAGCUUUACACCAAAGCACUAUUUCAGCAAUGCUUUGAGGUGACCAAAGGAACAAACCUUACCCUCCGAGAGUUUUGGAAAAAUCAUUUCCACAUCGUGAACUGCCUCCAGAUCAUUGAUAAAGCCUGGGAUGGGGUCACCAAGAGAACCCUCAAUUCUGCUUGGAGAAAACUGUGGCCCGAUUGUGUUCUUGGACCUGACUUAGAGGGGCUUGCUCAUGAACAGCAGCCGCCAGUUGUCGGUGAAACGGUGUCCUUGGGGAAGACCAGGGGACUGGAGGUGAGUGAGGACGACAGUCGGGAGCUGGUGGAGGAGCAUGGCCAGGAGCCGACCACCGACGAACUGAUGGGUCUGCAUCGCGAGCAGCGGCAAGAGGUUAUGGGGGAGGUCUCGUCCGCAGGGGAGAAAAAGGCCGAGGAAUCCCUCACUUCAAUCCGGCCGCCUCUCAGCCAGCGAACCAGCUCCGCUCAGCCCGGCAACUCUACUCUCAGAGAAAUGACGGCACACCUCCACGUACAGCAUCCGUGCACAAACGUCCACGGCAGCCACAAGGUGGAAACAACCCAGAUGCCCGUCCACAGAGGAGUGUGGUCCGGCUGUACCGUGGAAUAUUAUUCAGCCGUGAAAAGGAGUAAGUACCAGCAGUGCUACAACGUGAAUGAGCCUUGA